AGCCCAUUAUUGCUCGAGCCUUGCAUUCCGCCGGGCCAGCUUCAUGGCCGCACAAGCUCGGCUGGAUGCCACCAAAGGCCUGACGGAGUCAAAGGCGCGAGCGCGUGCAGCCAACCGUGCGGCUGCUGAAGCUGAAGGUUCCAGAGCCGCCGGACAGCUUGCUGCUCGGGCCACAGGACCCUUGCCUCAGAGCGCGGCCGAUCUGCAGACAGAGACCACAGGCCAUUUGUUGGCGACCUUGCAAAUGAAGCUCAAAGAGCUUGACGAGGAGGUGCAGGCCGAGGAGCGAGGGGCUGAAGAGCUGCGAAGGCACCUGCUGCGCCUGCAGCAGGAGCACGCCGAGCUAAAAAAGGAAAGAGACCGAGCAGCUGCUUUGGUAGAAGGCUAUGAGGCUGGCUCUGUCACUUUUGACAAGGAAUAUGCCAAGCUUAUGGACAACUCAGACGAAACUUACAAGAUGGUGCGAGCGAAGCACAAGGAGGCAGUUGGAAUCCUGCAAAAGGAGGACACCUUUGCCUACCACCCGGCUUACAAGCGCCCGACAGACAAGUUUGAGGCUGCAUACUUCACUCCUGUGCCACUGAAGAAGGCUGAGGAGAAGAAGAACCCCGCCCAGGCCAAGAUUGAUCGACUGAGGAAGCAGGGCACUCUGUCACAGGUGGGCAGCAUCACCACUGGGGCAGCUUCAAGCGGCUAGACGCCCUGUGAUCCGGAGAGGAGCAAUGCAAGGUUGCAAGGUUGGCUUGUGCAGUAAUUAGCUGCUGUCCCAGUGUCCAUUUGCUAAGCAGUGGGCAAGGUCUGUGGACUGACAGUGCGAGUGUGGUGGCAUAUUUGGAGGUGUCAGGCCUGAGAGCCUGACACCAGCAGCUGUAUAACAGCCAGAAGAUGUUGCGUUUGAUCCUGCCAAGCAGAUCGAGCAAGAAAUGUUGCUUUGGGUCAGC
Effrenium voratum is the source of this 941-nucleotide messenger RNA. The record is from the annotation of a GenBank genome assembly. Lineage: Eukaryota; Dinophyceae; Suessiales; Symbiodiniaceae.